Penicillium brevicompactum is the source of this 210-nucleotide messenger RNA. RefSeq lists its product as uncharacterized. The record is from RefSeq and is a predicted model, not a curated record. NCBI's taxonomy places the organism in Eukaryota, Fungi, Ascomycota, Eurotiomycetes, Eurotiales, Aspergillaceae. Bases 1 to 210 code for a protein of 69 amino acids. The transcript is spliced from 2 exons.
AUGAGUCGCAAUUUCGUCCCUGCCCUCUUCGCCAUUGGCGUCGGCAUCUUCACAGGCUACUACACCUUCAACCCAACGUUCGCACAGCUCCAAUACGAGAAAGAACACGCUCGUCAGUCCUCGGUACCUUCGGGUCCCUCUGUCCCUAAGCAGGACACCGAGUCCUCAGCCCCAGCUAGCUUUGAGCAAGAUCGCAAGUCGUCAACUUAG